AUGGGCAGCGAUCUGAAAGCUCGCCUCAAAGCUAAGUUCUCUCGAAGAAGUUCGACGUCGGGUUCCGUCAAGUCGGGCCACAGCCACAGCCACGGCGAGACGCAGCUUUCCCAGCGAGACGAGUCAAGGAGUCUCGCCUCGACAGACAAUCACUCGCGCCCUGCCUCUGUCCGUCUUGACCCUCAGUCCAGCAGCAAUCUAGGAGCGCCCGCGCCCGACGCCGAUGAGGCACCCGUCCGAAUCGUGAUUUCCCCGGAAGAUAGCACGACGACGUCUUCGUCCACGGCCUCGACCUCGCCCAGUGAAGAGGUGCAGCCGCAAGAGUCAGUUACCCGUGACCCCAGCUCCCAGCUGUCAGCCGCCCCAAAGCGGCGUACGGCUAGUGAUGGUACUGGGAAACGAUCUGCACCAUCCCAUGGCCGCAACCACGUCCAGUCUGGCCAGCAUCAACGAAAACCAAACCUUAGUUGA
Verticillium alfalfae VaMs.102 is the source of this 471-nucleotide messenger RNA. RefSeq lists its product with no specific name. The record is from RefSeq and is a predicted model, not a curated record. NCBI's taxonomy places the organism in Eukaryota, Fungi, Ascomycota, Sordariomycetes, Glomerellales, Plectosphaerellaceae. The coding region runs from base 1 to 471 and encodes 156 amino acids. The transcript has a single exon.